AUGCCACAGUUUCAAUGUCAGGCCCCCGGAUGCACCUCGAGCUACCGUCGUAAAGAGCAUCUCCGACGCCACGAAGCGCAACAUCGUGGAAAUCACCUUCGCACUUGUUCAAUUUGUGGUCGUGCCUUUUCUCGCAGUCUUCGACGUCAUAUUCGUCGCGAUCAUGAAGUCCCUGGACGACCUCUCGCUCGCGCUACACAGGCCUGCAGAAGUUGUCGUAUGUCCAAGACACGGUGCCAGGGAGGCUCACCAUGUACGGAGUGCUCUUUGAAGGGGAAUUUGUGUAUCUUUGAUGGUCCUGUUCCCCCGGAUACCGAGCCCGCUCUACCAGAUCCCGAAGAAGAGCCCCGGGAGUACGGCAGUGAGAAUGAUCCGAUCAAUACCUCCCUCGAGAAUAACACCCGAGUUGACCAUUACAUCCAUCUUUACUUCACGCAUUUUCAUCAACACUGGCCAAUCCUGCAUCGACACACCUUCAGUGUUCCUAGCGAGCCCCCAUUGCUGCUUCACGCAGUGUUGAUGAUUGGCCUCUGGGUCAGUGGGAGCCCGGCGGCGCAGCAAAAAGCUCGGAACUUGCAUUCCAAGCUCGGACUGGCGAUUUUAGCACAGCGGGACAACUGGGAACGAUUGCCGGUGGAAGGGGAGCACGAUAACGAAGCUUCAGACAGCCCACUUUCACGAUGGCCGAUUGCAACCUACCAAGGCAUUCUUCUCUACAUCAUAUUCUCAUUACUGGCAUCGAUUCCGAUUGGUCUCGAACUUAACCUCAGCCUAACCAUACCUUUGCCUGACCGUCAAAUCCUUUCCGCUCUGAUCGCAACCUGUCUGCGGAACAACCUAUUCUACUAUCCCAAUAUGCUUACAAGGUACCAACACGUGGAGUCUAUUACCUGCAUGUGGGUGGGAGUCGAAGAGAUCAAAAGGUUCGGUUUGGCCUUGUACAAGGUUUCUCGGCUUUGUGGAAGGAGGAGUUGCUUGGGAGAGUCCGAUGAGACUGAUGGUCGACUUCUUCGCCUCUCAGACCUACAGUUCCCUAUGCCGGAUAGGAAGAAUUUCUGGGAUGCUGGCUCGAAUGCAGAAUUGGCUCGACUUCUUUUGAUAUACUCUAGAAGAGAAGAUAAAUCGGAUGACGCUAGGGGUACCAAAUGGAUUUCACAAAGUGGAAUUUUAUUGGAAAGUGACGAAAAUUGGUGGAAUUGA
Messenger RNA from Penicillium egyptiacum, 1200 nucleotides. The record is from the annotation of a GenBank genome assembly. NCBI's taxonomy places the organism in Eukaryota, Fungi, Ascomycota, Eurotiomycetes, Eurotiales, Aspergillaceae.